ACCGCGGUGCAGUAGUGUGUUAUGAGGCAAAUGAAUUAAAAACAUCGUCUCCGUGACACGAAAACGUUUACAAUCGAUUGUUGGAAAACACAGUAUUCAUCUGUUAACGCUGAAACACUGUGUCACUACUGACAAUGGUAGACGGGAUACGCGUGUCGUUACAAUAAUGGAAACGAUCGUAGACGAGACAGAUGACAAGGAUUUCCAUCGUUUAAUCGUCGUUCGUCCAUGUUUUCAUCUUUCAUUGCUUCCAUCAUGUGUUUCACACGACGGCCGUGACACUCAUGCUACAGCAGUGUUUUAAAUCAGUGUUACCACCUACAUUACAUCGGUAGAGGAGUUUGUUUUUGCCACAAACCUUUACCUUACACAUCCGCGAGGAUGAAUGCUUCAGUAAAAAGCACGUGCAUUUGUUUAUAUUUAGUAUAGUGCAAUAGUGUUAUAAUGACGAACCGGAAAGGAUUUUUAGCUCAACAGAAUACCUUUUUGGAUACCAUAGCAACCCGGUUUGACGGCACACACAGUAACUUCGUGCUCGGCAACGCCCAGGCGACAGGCUGUCCAAUCGUCUACUGCUCGGACGGUUUCUGUGAACUAACCGGAUACUCAAGAGCGCACGUGAUGGGGAAGAGUUGUUCCUGUAAGUUUCUCCGAGGACCGAAGACGAAUGAGACAGAAAAGGAGAAGAUUGACGAGGCACUGGAAAACAUCGAAGAAAUUAAAACUGAAAUUCUACUUUAUCGGAAAGGUGGCCUGACGUUUUGGUGUUUGCUGGAUAUCAUCCCCAUCAAGAAUGAGAAAAGCCAAAUUGUGUUGUUUUUGGUAUCCUACAAAGACAUAAGUCGAGACCGAUCAUCGUCUACCGAUAUCCCGGAAAAGGAGAGCAGCGAUGAUGACGAAAGCGACGAUGACCUCGACGAAAACUUCCGCCCACCAAGUGUGCGAUGUCGGGCAGAUAUGCCGACCAACUGUAACUAUCAGCGCAGGCGCAGUCGAGCAGUACUCUAUCAUCUGUCGGGACAGUUUGAGAAACAAAACAAAGCCAAAAGUAAACUACAAAAGCUUAACAAGCUCACAGAAUCCAUUUCCGGUAAAAUGCCAGAAUACAAAGUGCAGGAAGUGAAGAAAUCUCGUUAUGUGAUAUCGCAUUAUGGGAUAUUUAAGAUAGGCUGGGACUGGCUGAUUCUGUUGUGUACAUUUUACACGGCCAUCAUGGUACCAUACAAUGCGGCGUUCACACGUGAGCAAGAUUACAGAAGCUCCAUAUAUUCAGAUGUGUUAGUAGAAAUCCUCUUUAUGAUUGAUAUUGUGUUAAAUUUUCGAACGUCCUUCGUCAGCAAGAGUGGACAGAUUGUCUACGACGGCCGAAUGGUAGCUAUCAACUACAUAAGAGGCUGGUUUCCAUUGGAUCUGCUGGCCGCCAUUCCUUUUGAUUUCCUAUAUACGAUUGAUAUUAAUACUAAUACUCCAGUUCAUUUGCUCAAAGUUGCCCGUUUGCUCCGACUUGCCCGUCUUCUUCAGAAGAUCGACAGAUACUCACAGUACAGCGCCAUCGUUAUCGCUCUGCUCAUGCUUCUGUUCGCACUCACCGCUCAUUGGCUGGCUUGUAUAUGGUACGCCAUUGGCUACCACGAGCUUUUAAACAGCCCAGCCCAUUGGACAACAGGAUGGUUGUUUGAGUUGAGCGAACGACUUGACAAUCCCGUCCACGCUAACAGUCUAACAAAGCCUGGACUUAUGACGUCGUAUGUGUCUGCCCUAUACUUCACGUGCAGCAGUUUGACCAGUGUGGGAUUUGGGAAUGUUUCUGCCAACACAAAUGCAGAGAAGAUAUUUUCGGUGUGUGCCAUGCUCGUUGGUGCUAUGCUCCACGCCGUUGUAUUCGGUAACGUCACAGCCAUCAUACAGAGAAUGUACGCUCGUCGCGCCACCUACCAUUCCAGGACGAAGGAUCUGAAAGAUUUCUUCCGAACCCAUCACAUCCCAAAACCUCUGAAACACCGCAUGCAAGAGUACUUCCAAACCAUGUGGUCGAUGAAUAAUGGAAUGGAAGCAGGAGAGAUUUUGAAAGAUUUUCCAGACGAGAUGAGAGGGGAGAUCUCGUUACAUUUGCACAAGGAUCUUCUUUCUCUCGCCAUAUUUGAGAAUGCCACACAAGGCUGUCUGAAGGCGAUUUCCCUCCAUACUCGAAGGGCUUUCUCAGCCCCAGGAGAAUUUAUUAUCCACAAAGGCGACGCCAUUAAUUACGUGUACUUAUUAUGUAGUGGGUCCAUGGAGGUUUUAAAGACGGAAAUGGUGGUAGCUAUCCUUGGGAAAGGCGAUUUAUUCGGAACAGACAUCAACUUGGAGGACCCUAUUGGAAUAUCGUGCUGUGACGUCAGGUCGCUGACCUAUUGUGAACUUCAAGGAAUCAGCAUUAAGGGACUAGCGGAAGUGCUGAGCCUUUACCCAGAUUUCGCUGACAAGUUUUCUCAAGAUAUCCGCCAUGACCUCACAUACAACCUUAAGGAGGGAACAGAUGAAUCUGACGUAUGUGGUGAAUACGAAGAGAAACUUCCCAUCACCAGAGUGAUGACACUGCCCUCUAUAUCAGAGGAUGACGAGGAAACAGACAGUGACCACGUGUUCCACAGGGGAGAGAACUCAAGCAGUCCAAACUCACAGAAAGACGGCGGCCGAGAAUCCAGUCCAUCCUCCCCACUCUUAGCCGAUAAACCUUUCACCUUCAAUAUCCCUAACGGGGAUAUAGAGAAGUUCAGCAGAGACCUGACGAGCCCCCCAUCAUUAAAAAGAGGUCCUGUCACUGUUUCCAGUCCAGCCCCUAAGAGGAAUUACAGUACACCGUUCCGCCGAUCGUCGCUAAGGAAGCAACGUCACCUCGCCACUGCAGCUGAAAAAGGAAGUGGCAUAGAUACCCUAUCAACAUCGUUACAAAACCUACAAACAGACUUUGAAGGAACUAAAACAAAUAUAUUCCAGAUAGAAAGAAAAGUAGAUACUAUUGGAAGUGAACUUACUCACAUGGAUGAACGAUUGAAAUCGUUAAUCGAAAUACUGACUCCAAAUCCAAGUGUUCAUUCGGAAUCCCCUCCAAAUACACCCUUUACACCUUACACAAAACCCAAAUUUUCAUUUGGAUCUCCAACAUCUGAAGACAAUAUGAUAAACAUGCCCAGCCACCAGAAGGGGUGUAAAUUAAAUGUGCCUUGUUCUUCAAAUAAGAAGGCUAUACCCCAAGGAGCAAAGCCUAGAGCUUCGCUAUUUCCUAAAAUCCAUUUGGACAACAUUCCUUCCAUAGAUAGUGAUGACUGGCGUGUAAAAGCCAACAAGAGUUGUGAUAAUAUAUACCUUAAUAACAAUGAACACCAAAUUUUGGAGCGUCGCCAUAGCGACGGUCCUCCGGACCGUAGAAUUCAGAAAGAACUGAACGGAAGUGUUUAUGUUCCCCCAGAGUCACUUCCGGCUCGUGUUCAUGGCCAAUUGGAGAAGCACUCGGAUCGUCCAAACUGUUCUUAUGUUCUUCCUUCACGUCCCGGUUGUUCUUCUAGUCCACCGCAGGAACAUCGAGGCCAUUCCUCUAGUCCGCCGAACGAACAUCCGGGUCGUUCAUAUGGUCCAGCAGAGACGCAUUCAAGUAAUUCGUAUGGUCAACCACCAUCUCUCGGUUCACUUGAUUUUGUAUGUGAUAUAGACACAAAAAAGUUACAGCGCGUGAACUCUGUCGACUGUAAAUAUAAAUCACCUUCUGGAGAAGCACAAACAGUCCACACCAUUAGUACCGGGGACUGCAGCAAACCGCCAAGGACAGUGAGAAGGAUACCGCGAAGUAUUGUGUUACAAGGCCAACAUCUUCCCAGUGCUAAAAAUGUCCUAGAAACUACUGAUUUGUAGAUACUUUGUCUGAUUCUGUUAGUUAAAAUAUGACACCAAGGGAGACAACCAUGGCAUAAGAUACACGUAGCAUUUAUAGUUAUACAGUAAAACUAACGCCAAGGGAGACAGCCAUUGCAUACAACAUGCAUUAUAUAAGUAGCUUUUAAUUUCUAAAUUACCUCCUCAUGGGAGACAACUAUUCUAUAUGAUACACGUAGCUUUUAUAGUUAGUAGUUAAAACACUCAAUCAAGGAAGACAACAGUUGCAUACAACAUGUGUGACACGCGAGCUUAAAUAGUAAUCAUUUUGAAUACAUCAUCAAGGGAGAAAACCAUUUCAUAUGGUACACGUAGUUUUUAUGGUCAGUGAUCGGAACAUUUCCUGAAGGGAGACAACCAUUUUAUACACAUAUCUUAUAAUUCCUAAUACACGUAGAUUUUAUAGUUAAGAGUUAAACACCUCCUCAAUGGCGACAGUCAGUAAUCCUUUACACGGUAUUACCGCAUUCAGCGUUGAUCAUACUACAUUGACUACUUCUGUUCUGUUAUUGCAGUUGACCUCUGUUAUCGACAUAUAACUGGUAUAAUUAUAAUGUGUCAAACAUACCUAGAAGCUCUAAAUCAGAUAUACUGGACAUUUUUGAACUCAUUAUGGCACUGAUUAGUUGGGUUGUUGACGAUAUAUGACUGGAAAGAAAUAUUGAACACCGCAGUACUUGUUAUAGAAAUUUAAUAUACAGAAACUCCAAAUAGCCAAAUCAUAAUUUAGCAGAUUUUUUUUUUUUUUUUUUGUUAUCCGAAAAGCGCUUAAAUAAUAAUACCGCUUAAAUAUAUUAAUGUACAGUAUAUAGGAAAUAACAAAGACCACUGGCAAAAUAACGACACCAUAACUACGAAAUCGAUAUAACGAGGAUAAAUAAUAACCAUUUAGAUUUGUAUGGAAACCCUUAAAAACAGUCACAAUAAAAAUAAAACCGGGUGCUCCGGAAAAGUAACUAAUUAAUACGUCUGUGCAGGGAUUAAAUAAAACACGCAAAGAAUUAGCAACUUAAAACAUGAACUUUCAUUAAUAUUUAAGUGCAAAAUUGCUUUGAUAGGAAUACAGUUGGAAAAGCAUCAGUAAAAAGCUCAUUUGCAAUUUCUAUGAGGAGAUUCGGCUGCAUGAAUAUCGAUCAGUUUGGCGAGAACGAGCGUUUUAGAUAACUGCCUACGGGAAAUAAUUUAUUAUUAUAUUGCUUAUUGAUAACACAUAUUUCGUUGUCAGAAUAUCAGCAGCUGCUGCUUAAGUGUGUAAUGAUUUUCAGCUGAAUAAUCAAUUAAUAUACUGUUGUUAAGCACAGUUUAUAUUAUCAACAUUUAUUUUGGUUCUUCAAAUCAUAUCCGUAAUUAGAGUUAAGCAUCAACGGUCACUUCUGAUGUAAUCCACAAAUGCAACUACUGUUGUCUGUGUUGAAAGCAGAUAUGCAUGAAUUUCAAAGGAUUUUACAUUUAUGGCAUUGUCCCUUAAUAUUUCAUUAGUUAUAUGACUUGGUUUGCACGUGCAUCGAUUAUCAUCGAUUUCAAUAAUAAUGAAAUACAAUAUGAUAAGGAAAUAAGUUCAAUUGAUAGCGAUAAUAAGCAAAUAGGCAAAGAAUAAGGAUAAUAAUGAAAUAUGACAUAAGUCACAUUAAUGAUAAGGAAAUAAGUCACAAAAUGGAUAAUAAAGAAAUAAGUCACAAUAAAGAUAACCGAAAAGUAAUAAACAGAAAAUCCGUAAUACAAUGUUAAAGUGAGAAGGAAAUAAGUUAUAAUAAGAAUGAUAAGGAAAUAAGUCACGAUAAUGAGGAAAUAAGUCACAAUAAGGAUAACCAAAUAGUAGAUAAAAAGAUAUUACAAUGUUUAAAGGAAAAGAAAAAAAGUUAUGAUAAGGAUAAUAAGGAAAUAAGUAGUUGCAAGGAUAAUUAAGAAAUACGCAUGCGCAAAACUGUUACUUAUCCUAUUUAAACUGGUCGAAACUGAAAUCGUGUGACAAAAAGCAUAUGACAUGUGUCUUGGUAGUCAUUGUGUCAUUGUUAUUAUUGAAUAUUAUACAAGUGCUUUCAUAUUCUGUCUUUUUGAUGGGGGUCUAAAUAAAAUAAGAAUAGCAAAAUAGUGAUACGUGUACCAUUAUAAUAAAAUGUGGACAUUUUGGGGGGAUUUUUAUCCGUGCAAAAAACAGCUAUAGAUUUUCUUUAUUAUCUGAAAAUAAAUUUGAACCUCUUAAAAGCAGCCUAUAUGUUUAUAUAAAUGUAUCAAGGAUUAAUAUUGAAAUAUAAAGACGUGUAUCGUAUGAUAACAAAUUUUGUAACAAAGUUUUUAUAUUAGAGAAAGAAUCGCUAACUAUAGUUUCUAUGUUAAAACUCCAGUUCGUUCUUGCCAGCAAAGCCUGAUAGUACUGUGUGUGUUGUAUGUUGGAUAUACAUCUCGUUCAGCUACACUUAUAUGUAGUAUAUACAUUAAAUUUCCCAGAAGUGACUUGCUCAUAAAUAAGCGCUAUAAAUCUACCAAAAUAGAAGCCAUUUUUAUUUUGUUAAGUGUUGUUUAACGUCAUAUCAACAGCUAAGGUAAUUGAAAGGCGGCUUUUGAUAACAAAUGUCAUGUACUAUUUGGUUUGUUAAACAGUUUGAGCAUUUUGUUAUUACUGUAUAUAUGCCUUUCACAAUUAUACAAGUACAUCUGGUUAGUAUGAAGUUAAAUAUAUAAUAUGAAAAAGAAAAAGAUAAAUCGUUACAAAAUGCCACAAACUUCCGUCACCCUCUCUACCCAACACUUUCAAAUAAUGGCUGUCCCCCAAGGUCCCUUGGGUCCCAUUGAUCAGUGGUCGAAAAGGCCACACUAUGUAUUUUUAAAGCAACAUUUGUUUUCUUCAAAAAACAGAAACUAUAUGUCUGUCCGGAACAAAUACUGUUAUGCCAUGUGGGGAUCAGAAUCGACCUACCUAACCAGUUUCUUUUCACUUUGAUUAUUAAAACUUCCUAUUGAUUUAAACGAAAACACAGUAAGCUGAAUUGACUUCUAUCUAAGAUCCCCCCCCCCCCCCC
Molecule: messenger RNA, 6932 nt
Organism: Pecten maximus
Lineage: Eukaryota; Metazoa; Mollusca; Bivalvia; Pectinida; Pectinidae
Product: potassium voltage-gated channel subfamily H member 8-like
Biological process (GO): potassium ion transmembrane transport; regulation of membrane potential
Cellular component (GO): membrane
Molecular function (GO): voltage-gated potassium channel activity
Source: RefSeq, a predicted model, not a curated record